AUUAUAAAAUUCCGAUUGAUGAAUUCGAAUAGGAGAGGAAUUCGGAAGCCAUCUCGAGCUGUCUACCAAUUUUGGUUAUUAAAUCAGAAACCUUCUUCUCAGUCCACUUAAAGAGUAGCAUAAAAUGGCCCGAAUCUCACUUUGUACAGCGAUCCUCAGUUUAUGCCUCGUUCUUAAUUUGUGUGAAGGAUUAGAUGACCAGCCUGCCUACAAAUCAGUGAAUAGAGCUUGGUGGAAGAACCUCUUAAUAGCAGAUGUACAAGUAAAUACAGAGGAAAAUGUCCCAAACGUUGCAAUGAGAUACCGACGACAGACACCGUCCAACACCACUGAAAUGCCUAUUGACACUGUUACUAUUGAAGAUAAUCAUGACUACUACACAUCAAAUUUUUAUUCUGAUGGUCGAGAAUAUUUUCAGAAUCUUGAAACGGGUAGUCCGUACACUGUAGUAGAUGUUCAUGAUGCUCUAUCUAAUAGCCAUCUUACAGCGGGGGAGGUCCGGUUGCCUUUUCAGUUUCCGUUUUAUGGCCACAACAUCACUAAAAUUUAUAUCGCAACAGGGGGUAAGUAGAAAUUUUUAAAAGUCAUCUGUGAAAUUGAACUGAUGUCUAGUUGAUUGAGAAUACAUGUAAAGGAAGAGAGAAAGAGAGUGAGUGAUUGUUAGAGACGGAUUGCAUAACAGAGAGAGAGAAAUUUUCAAAUUUUGACAGAUUGUUGAAAGAGGGGGAAGUAAACGUGAAGGAAAGAUGGAUCUUUGACUUUGUUCAAUUCUUGUUGUAUCUGAAAAUUUGAUAUUUCUGAUGAUGAUGGUAUUGUGUAAUGAUAAUAAUGAUAAUGAUGAUAAUUAGGGUUCUUAUGAUGAUUAAAUGAUAAAUCAGAUAAAACAAUUUAUAAUUAUACUGAUGGUAAUCACUUUGCACCAAAUGUUACACUCUAAAGUCCAAGGAUUCUUAAGGAUUAACUUUUAAAUCUCUAAAAAUUUAAAUUCAAAUCUUUUAGAUUCAUAUUUAAAUCAACAAGGUUUAAAUCUAAACCUAAUACUUGGCUGGUCACUAUCUGCUGCCUAUCUGGAUUUAUUUGUUUAAUCCUUGGAAUUUAGAGUGUAGUGGGAAUUCUAUCCUCCCCCAGGGUUAAAAUUGGUCAUAAUUAACUGUAGAUUUGAUUCUGCUUUAUCCCCUGCCUUUUUUUUUACAGAAUAAACCCAGUGUUUUCCCUAGCCCGUAUGGUAGCCUUUAGGCAAAUAAUCAUAAUAAUAAUCGUAAUCAUAAGAAUAAUUACUUUUUAAUACUUUUAUAAUAGCACUUGAUUAUUGAAUAAUGAUUAUGGUUUACAAUGAAGGGUAGUGAAAAUGAUGAUCUUUAUACUUCAUGUGAUGUAACGGUUUAGCUUUCAUUUGAAAUUCAGGUUCAAACUUAGGAAAGCAGGAAAUUAUAAUAAAGUAAUCAACCCCCCCCAAAAAAAAAACGAAAGAAAGACACAGUAUGAAAUAUUGCUGAAAAAAAAACAUGCCUCAGGAUGCUUUCUUUCUAGACUUAAUGAGAAACUUGGAGAUCGGGGCUACUGCUUGUUUAGGGUCUGAUAUUAUUUUCAUUUUCGAUAAUGAUCACGCUCACUGGAUAAUAUUUCCCAUCCCCCUGAAGCCAAAUUUUAUCUUCUUGUCAGUUGCAGUCAACAUCAUCCAAUGUUUCAACAAGCUUAAAUCAGAGUUGUUCUCUCCAUUCCCUCAAUUUAUAAAGAACUCAGAGAAAUCAUGAAAUACGAGAUGACAUAAAAGCCUAUAAAUUUGCUCUGUACAGAGGCAAAAGUCACGAGAUACUGUCUCGGAUGUCAUCCGUGCAGGCACCACUCACGACUGCUAUUAACGUGUGUCGGGAAAAAAUUAUGUUGAAGUGGGCGAAGUAUGUCUGUAUGGUUCGCUGGAGAGCGUUCUCCUCGCUCAGGCUUUUGAUUGCAUUAUCGUCAUUUUCGCACUUGUCUGCUGCUUUUCCGCUUUCUCUUUUUUAUUUUCUUAAAUGAUUUUACUGGCCAUUGAUUUGGUUGUGGCAAAUUUCAUGAUUCAGUUGUUUACAAUGGCUCUGGACAGCGAUGACAGGUUUUCAGGCAGAUCUUGAAUUCACAUUGUCGAGGCAUUUUCUUCAAUAAUAAGUACUACUACAUGUAGUAGCUGAAUGUAAUAUGUGUAUUUAACAUAUAUUCUGUGUGAUUUGCAAAGCAAUAUAACUCACAGAUUUUUAUCUUGGGUUUUUCUUCAAAUUGGUGCAUUUAUUCAUACAUACAUGUACAUGUAAAUGUUUACAGACUUUUUUUCUUCUAAAAAGACCAAGAUAAAUGAUAAAAGGAGAACAUGUGAACAUUCUAUGAAAACAUCAGAAAGUGGGAUAAAUGCAACAGAUAGAAAUGUACACAGAGAAGGAAAAAUAAAAAGAAAGAGAGAGGAAGGGGGGGGGGGGGGGUCGUGACAGAGAGAAAAUGAAUGCAGAAAGGAUAAUCAUUUUGUUUCAGAAAAAAUAAAUUAUCCCCAAAUCAAAACAAUUUCUAAGAAAACAUUAUCAGUGAGGCUGAAUUUGUAGUGCAUGGAAAUUAUGUUGAAAUUGAAAAGAAAUUGAUUGAUACACCUGUAAAUAAACUUCUUGAUUUUUGUCAUAACAUCACAACGAAGCAUGUGAGUGUAAUCUUUUUCUUUUACUUUAAUAUCUCCUACGAUAAUCCAAUUGAAAUUUUGACGUAUGACUAUGCCAUAUGAAAACUGGAAUGCUUGGAUUACCUCAGUGCACAAAAUAUAAUUAGUUUGAGAAAUAUACAUGAAGCUCAAUUAGAAAUGAUUGAUUAAUUUGCCAUCUUGCUCCUCUUAUAUCUUGGUAAAAAUUUAACCAUAAUGAAAAAGUACAUGUAUAAUGAAAUAUGUUUUCUCUAAUUAGGGCAUAAAUCUUUGAAUAUGGGUUUAAAUAAAGCCAGUGACUCUCUUCAUGUUAUACAUUGGUAAACUGGAACUUGAUGUUUUUUUUAUAAAAAAUAAAAAGAUCCAAGAAAAAUAUACAUGUAGUUCAAAGAGGAUGAUUAUGAACACGAGUACAUUUUAGGUGUUGUACGUGUACCAAAAGUAAGUAGAACCAGGUACAUGUAGUAGAAAGAAAAAUCCCUCUUUAUUAAUACCCUUCACAAUUAUUUGAAAAGGGAUUAAUAAACUAUUCAUUAAUUUUUACAUGUGAACAGGGAAAAGAACUGCAUAUUGGCAGUUCAAUUUUUGAAUAGUAAUCAGAAAACAAAAGGUUAGCAUUAGCCUGGAUAGAACAUGGAUUAUGAUGGAUAAUAGCUAUUCAUAAUAAUGCCUAUGUUAACCUCCUUUUAAAGGUCACCAUUACCAUAGAAACGCUCUUGACUUCAACAUCAGCCAAACAGCAACGAUUUUAUGCAACAUGGAUUCCUAUUUUGGAAAUUGUAAUAAAAAUAAACGUUCGUCGCCAUGCUUUAUGAGUUAAUGGGAUAUAGUUCUAACCAAUUUUCCAAAUGGUUUGCUGCCAUGGAAUUGUAAAUUUUGAGCCUUGCCCCUAGCUGUCUCUGCUCAUAAUAGAUCAAGUAUCGGGUCAAGAAGUGCCGCAAGCUACGGUGGCGCUGGGCCGAUGAAGAUCGCGUUCUUGCUCUAAACGAAGAAUUCCAAUUAAUCAUUCAGGGAGCAUUUCUUCAAUCUCGUUCUUGAAGAGAAAUUAUAUAAGGCUGAUGCAUCUGACUGCUAAAAUAUUGAUGAGUUUGAACUUUUUAUGCAAUGUUUAAUGAUAUGGAAUAAGGACAGAAUUCAAUCUUUCUUUGAUAAUAAGAUCCCACUACAAAAUAGCAUUUUUCCUUUUUCUAUAAUUUCUCACUCUCAAAUCCAUGAUAAGAAAUUAUACAAUAAUAUACAGGGGCUUUGGAAUGUUUUUGAAUCCAUGGGGAGGGGUUGACCAUACAACAAAUCACAGUCAGAUGGUACAUGUAGUUUGUUUUGUACAUGUACAUGUAUGGUUUUGGCAAAAAAAUGGGAAGGGGAGCUUCUCCCCCCCCCCCCGCCCCGUCCCCCGGUUCCAUAUAUUAACAUCUCUAGAUAUGAACAUGAAAAUAAGUAAUCGAUUUACAUUUGGGAAGGUGACUUUCACACUUAUUUUUGUAUUUGAUUGCAAAAAGUUGCAUUAAGGACGUUCCACAGUUAAAGUGAAAUCCAUGUCAUUUUCACCAAACUUUGCACAUAGAUACUUUAGAACCUUAAUAUUCGAAAUAUGCAAAAAUUAACAUAGGUCCAUGUGCUUGAUUUUUUGCUAUAGAGCUUCAAAGUUCACCCAAAUUGAUGUUCUUAAGAAUUGCGCAUUCAAAAUAAUUUGGCAUUUUUAGACCUCGCAAGAUUACUACAAUGAAUUUAAAUCUCUAUUACUCAGUCAAAAUACAUGAAAAAGUCAUCAAAUUUCGCAAGAGAGUUAAUAAUUGUAUCGUUAGAAUGGAGAAUCUAUUUAUAGUGCUAUUUGUUUGCAAUUUUAAGUCUAACAGCACUGUCAGUUCUUAAAAAUGGCGUAAAAGAUAACAAAAACCCAAUCU
Lytechinus pictus (painted urchin) is the source of this 4563-nucleotide messenger RNA. Its product is annotated as plexin domain-containing protein 2-like. The coding region runs from base 125 to 571 and encodes 148 amino acids. The record is from RefSeq and is a predicted model, not a curated record. Lineage: Eukaryota; Metazoa; Echinodermata; Echinoidea; Temnopleuroida; Toxopneustidae. The transcript has 4 exons.